Molecule: messenger RNA, 2966 nt
Organism: Fonticula alba
Lineage: Eukaryota; Rotosphaerida; Fonticulaceae
Exons: 10
Coding region: 26-2848 (940 amino acids)
Source: RefSeq, a predicted model, not a curated record
CCCCCGUCGUCUCGACCCAGCGCCGAUGCCGCCGCCGACGGCCCUCCUGGCGAUGCCCGACGCCGGGGGCUCGCUGGCGGGCUUGAGCGGGACCCCAUUUGGCCCCCAGUCGACGCGCCCCCUGUUCGACCCCUUUUCCCUCUUCCAAACCCAGAUGCAGGGCGUGCGCGUGCACCUGGACGACCCGGCCUUCGGCCCGGAGGGCGUCGCCGCGCUGCACACCGCCGACGAGCCCUUCAUCUAUGCGGCGCUGGUAUUCCACGCGGCCGGAGCGGCCGGGGCGCCCGAAAGCCCGGGCCUCCUGCCGGACGGGCCGGCGCACUUUGCCCACUCGCUGGACCUGCUGGCGCCGCCGUCGUUGUGCGCCUCGCGCGCGCCCCUGCACGCCGCAUACUGCCCCUUUGACCGCGUGCACCCGGACCUGCUUGGGACCUUCAGCGAGCCGGUGCUCGGGUUCCUCCACGAGCGCCUGCUCGGGGCCACGCCCUCCGGUCGGCCGUGUGUGGUGGCCGGGUCCGCCUCGGUGGACGUCGACUCCAACUCCAUCUACUGGCCGAUCGAGCGCCGCGCGCUCCUGUCCAACACCCACGGGGUCCAGCACAUGUCCUUCUUCCUGGGCGUGAGCCCCUCGACGGAUGAGCCCCUGCAGGUGUACCACUUCCCGGUGGACUUCGCCACGCUGUCCCUACACCAGGGGCCCUGGCCGGCCGAGGGGUCCGAUGCCCCCGGCACCAGCGCCCCCCCCCACAGCGAGGUCCCCCUGCCGGGCGGAUUGGCCGCCGAUCUUGCCCCUCCGCUGGCGAGUGAGGCCCUGGCCGAGGCCGGGCCCUUCCCCUUCCAGAUGGUGCCGGCCGAGCCGGCCUCCCUGCCGGCCACGGUGCGCGUGUGCUCGCUGCAUCCCCGAUCGCUGCUGCUGGUGUCGCAGUUUCGCCUGUACGGGGCCCAGCCCUCCGGCGAUCCGGCCCUGGCGCCGGAGCUCCGGCUCUUGGCCAUGUCCACAGGCGCCUCCGGCUUGGACGAGCCGGAGAUGCUGAUCAAUUUGGCCGGCGAUACCUUUGUCACCGAGGCGCCGCAAUCGUCGCCGGACGCCUCGCCCGCGCCAUCGCCCGAGCCCCCCUCCGACCAGGAUUACCCCACGGCUUCCCGAUCGCUGGGGCUCCACACGUCGCUGUCGUCCGAUUCCUUUGUCGAGGUGGCCCAGGAUGCCGGCCCCGGGCCGUCGCUUGCCCUGUUCCAGCGCCACUUCGACAGUGACGACCAUGUGCACGACACAUCUCUCAGCUGGCGACUGAUCGGCCUGUGUCGCUUGGUGCGUCAUUUCAAUGCCCGGAUGGACGCCCUGGAAAGGAAGCGCCGUUCCCUCGACCCGCUUCUCGGGAUCCCCGCCAGUGGCCCUCCUCUGUCGCCCUCUUCCCGGGGGGAUGCCCGGCCGGCGAACGAGUGCAUCGAGGGACCCAGCCGCUUCCUGGCGGAGUCGGUCGAGUCGGUGGUCCUGCCGGACCCGGGCGCCGCCGCCUGCAUGGACGCCCUGCUGACGGCGGCCCUGCGCCGGCAGCGGGCCGCCGAGCGCCUCCAGCGCCUCACUCGCCAUCGAGACACGCUUCGUGCCAAGGUUGCCGCCAAGCGCCAGCAGAUCCAGCAGCUCCGAGACCUGCAGGAGGCCGACGCCGCGACAUCUGCCCUGCUGGCCGCGCGGAACAUUCACGCCGAGUCGGGCAUCCUCUCCGUUCGCUCCCUCGCCGUCGAGCAGUUCCGGCUCCUGUCGGCCCGCCGGGCAUCCUUGCUGGAGGAGCUCCUGCGGAUUUUCCCGGUGGCGGUGCACGCCGACCCGGGCGACCUGGUCUCCCGAUCGCCCUCCAUCCGGCUCUUCAACCGCCUGGCAUCCGGGACAUUCUCCUCGAGUCGGGCGUCGGCCGUGCUGAAGCACGACUCGGUUGGUCCCUUCACACUGUCUCCCCUGUUUGAUCACCAGGCCUCCACCUCCAAGGAGGAUCCGAACCCCCACCCGGCAUUGUGGCUGGCGCUGCAUCUGGCCUCCCUGGUGCUCGCGUACUCGGCAAUCCCGGAGGCCCACCUGGCCAAUGGUCCACUCUUCAUGGAUCUGGCGCGCGUCCUUCGGCCAUCCUUCGGCUCCGGGCCAACCACGCCCAGCUCCUCGCGCCCCGGGUCCUUCUCCGGGCAGCUCCCUGCGCAGCCGGCUCCCACACUCUCGCGCUACUCCUAUGCCAGCUCGUCUAGCUUCUCGCUGUCGCAUUCGCCGCCAUUGUCGCGGACCCCGUCCUUGCGCGCCGCCACGCCGGGGGCCGCGGGCGCCGGGGGGACCGCCACCGCCACCCCCGGCGGUCUCUCUCCAAUGGCACAUGUGUCCGGCCUGAACACCCCGUACUAUCUGUUCCUCCAGCGCCUGCUAAGCGCGGUCCAUCUUGCCUCAAACCAGGCGCUGACCCUGAUCCCGAGUAAGCCGCUGGCCGGCUUGCUCAGUUGGAUUCGCCACCAAAUGGACUUGUGUGCCCUGGAUGAGGACACCCCGGAUGGCGCCCCGCGGCAGUUCUACUCCUACCGGCCGAUGUCCCUCGCCAAUGUGGAGUUCUACUCCCGGCGCGCGCCGCCGUCCAUGGCCAGGGAUGGCGGCCAGUCCCCGGAGCGGACCUUGGACGCGUCGAUCGGGGCCCCGGCCGGGGAGGCCGGGCGAUCUGGCGCCGCCGAACUCGGCGGCUCCGAGGAGAUCCCCGCCCCGGGGACUCCCACCUCCGACAAGGAGGACUCCCCGACCCAGGCGGAGGCCGCCAGCCCGGCCCCCGUCGUCCCCCCUGCCGGGAGGUGUCCCGAUGCCCUGCUCGCCCAGUAGAGCAUCCGGUCUCCUUGCCGCUUCCCCCUCCGGCGUCGCCUUUUUCCAUGCGCAUGUCCGGCCGCCGUGCGAGGCCCGGGCGGGAAGUCCCCGUCCCUUCUCCCCCCCCCCCCCCCCC